AUGAGCAGCGUUCGGAGCCAGACGAGCGACUUGGGUUAUGACGGAACCGGACCCCGGAAGACAGAAAAACCGGGUGGAAAUGCGACAGGAGAAGCUACAAGAAGCUCAUCGAGCAAUAGUAACAAGUCAAGGAUAACGUUCGAGAAGCAAAAAGUUGUUCCUAGGGCCAGAACGCAGUCGGUACAGAGUGUCUUGAGCUGUAUAUCCUUGCGCAGCAUGAUGGGUAAACCAGCCCACGAUGAAUCCUCGGAAGCGUCUCAAAAUCAGUUGCCAACGAACAACAGCCAGCACUACGCGAAUUAUAACAGUAAUACCACCAAUAAUAAUAAUAAUAAUACCACCAAUAACAGCAGCAGCACUUUCACUAAGAAUGUUCCCUUCACACAGCAGAUUCAGUCUCCAGCCAUGACGUCGGUAGCGCAGAAACGCACUUCCAACUCGUUCUUCAAAGAUGGAAUCGGCCAGAAACUGCCCUUUACCGACAACAGAAGGAAACAGCUGGAAGGCGACAGGUCAACGGCAAAUUCCAGGGCCAGCAACAGAAACGCCGUAUCGGGUAACGUAAACGGUGGAAAACUCAAUUUUAAGGACGGCCAAAGUGCCUCGGAUUCGGGAACUCCUUCAGGAAUCAAUAGCUCGAAAAAAACUGAUCUAGAACCGGAGGACGAAGCCGAACAACAGAAACGACUCACUACAGAUGCUCUGCGUCGACUUUCGAUGAUGAGAAACGGCAAUAGUGGUGUUGGCAGCCCCAGCACGAAUGUUGUUGACAUUGAAGGAACCACUUAUGCACAGUCUUCUGAACGGCCAUCUUCACAAGCUGCAGACGUUGACUCCACCCCGACUUUUCGUGACAUUUACUGCGAAGAGCCCGCAGCGCACAUGCAAUUUGGAGGCAAAAAUAUCGUUCUGGACUCGUCCAUUCCAAAUAAGAGAGCAUCGAUAGCACCUGUCAGAAACCCGCUUGACAAGCUCCCAUCUGCUCUGGAAACUAAUAGCAGGCAAAGGCCAAAAUCCAAGCGUCCCCUGCGGCAGAUGAACGAGCCGAAAAAACCAUUAUACACGCCUGCGGUCUUGCGGGACAUCUCCGAGACAAACAUAACCAAUGCCGAGCUGGGCUCGCCGGGACCUCCCGUCUUAUUUUUGGAAAAUUCGGCCGUACAGACGACGCGGAGCAGUGUGAGAAGUCUGAGAUCAACGUCAUCUUCGAUGAUCUCCGACUAUGCCAAGAAGCUCGGCUCACUGUGGAGUAAAGAUCACACCAAUCUCAACGCUGAGGUUCUCAGACCUACUCGUGAUCACUGGAUAGCUGACAAUAAAAGACACUCCUGUCAUUACUGUCACCGUAUUUUCACUUUCUGGGAGCGUAAGCAUCAUUGCAGGCAUUGCGGAGACAUUUUCUGUUCUCAACAUGUAAGACAUUGGCUUUAUUUGGAUAGUAACGCCAAGUUUCUCAUUGGGGGAGCGGGUGCUGGUGCUUUAUCAAAAAUCUGUGAUGGAUGUCUUCAGGAGUAUGAUACACUUGUGCGUGAAGGUCCAUCUACUGACAUUAAUCCGAGCAGUGACACCCCAAAGUCUACGACACCCGUCCCCGGGGCGAAAGACACUUCAAGUCAGAAAACUUCUGUCGAAGAAGGAAAAAGAGGUCGCUUGGAAAGCAUUGUGGGUAGCGUUCCGGCGGACUGGAAUUGGAGUAGCUUCUGA
Molecule: messenger RNA, 1704 nt
Organism: Lachancea meyersii CBS 8951
Lineage: Eukaryota; Fungi; Ascomycota; Saccharomycetes; Saccharomycetales; Saccharomycetaceae
Source: the annotation of a GenBank genome assembly